UGGCAGAACCGGAAGUACGGUCAAGAGGGAAGGUGAUGAGGCGAAAUGGUGGCAACCAAGAGGAAGCGGAGUGGGGUCUUGGCAGUUUCGGCGAAGAAGCCAAAAAGAAACAAAAAAGAUGUCGAGCCUCCAGCUAAGUCAUCGGCUGUGCCAAAGGAGAUGGAAGAAGCAGAGAAGGACCGUAUCCCAGGUCCCGUUUGCAAGGGCAAGUGGAAAAAUAAGGAACGGAUUCUCAUCUUUUCUUCCAGAGGAAUAAAUUUCAGAACAAGACAUUUAAUGCAGGACUUGAGAACGUUGAUGCCUCAUUCUAAAGCAGAUACUAAAAUGGAUCGUAAAGAUAAAUUAUUUGUGAUUAAUGAGGUCUGUGAAAUGAAAAACUGCAAUAAAUGCAUCUAUUUUGAAGCUAAGAAAAAACAAGAUCUUUAUAUGUGGCUUUCGAAUUCACCUCAUGGGCCCUCUGCCAAAUUCCUUGUUCAAAAUAUUCAUACCCUAGCAGAACUGAAGAUGACUGGAAACUGUUUGAAAGGUUCUCGGCCAAUUUUGUCUUUUGACCCUGCUUUUGAUGAAUUGCCACAUUAUGCUUUGUUAAAAGAACUCUUAAUUCAGAUUUUUAGUACGCCACGAUAUCAUCCCAAAAGCCAGCCAUUUGUGGACCAUGUAUUUACUUUCACCAUUUUGGAUAAUAGGAUAUGGUUUCGGAACUUUCAGAUCAUAGAUGAAGAUGCUCAACUUGUAGAAAUAGGACCUCGUUUUGUCUUAAAUCUGAUAAAGAUUUUUCAGGGAAGUUUUGGAGGACCAACCUUGUAUGAAAAUCCUCACUACCAGUCACCAAACAUGCAUCGGCGUAUCAUAAGAUCUAUCACAGCUGCGAAAUACAGAGAGAAACAGCAAGUAAAAGAUGUGCAGAAACUGAGAAAGAAAGAGCCAAAGACUGUUCUUCCACAUGAUCCUACUGAUGAUGUUUUUGUUACACCAGCUGAGGAAAAACCAAUAGAAAUACAGUGGGUAAAACCAGAGCCAAAAGUCGAUUUGAAAGCAAGGAAAAAAAGGAUUUACAAAAGGCAAAGAAAAUUGAAACACAAGAUGAACAGUGGAAAUGCAAAAUGAAUCAGUGGAUAACUAAGUUUUUCCAAUAUUGUAUAUUUAUUUUGCAUUCAGUGUGUAAAUACAUCUAUUAUCCUGGA
Molecule: messenger RNA, 1184 nt
Organism: Heterocephalus glaber (naked mole-rat)
Lineage: Eukaryota; Metazoa; Chordata; Mammalia; Rodentia; Bathyergidae
Gene: Brix1
Product: biogenesis of ribosomes BRX1
Biological process (GO): ribosomal large subunit assembly; rRNA processing
Cellular component (GO): nucleolus
Molecular function (GO): rRNA binding
Source: RefSeq, a predicted model, not a curated record